This is a messenger RNA of Dioscorea cayenensis subsp. rotundata (Guinea yam), 2192 nucleotides long. Its product is annotated as clathrin interactor EPSIN 1. The transcript has 11 exons. The record is from RefSeq and is a predicted model, not a curated record. Gene Ontology annotation, cellular component: clathrin vesicle coat; plasma membrane; endosome. Bases 225 to 1964 code for a protein of 579 amino acids. Gene Ontology annotation, biological process: endocytosis. Lineage: Eukaryota; Viridiplantae; Streptophyta; Magnoliopsida; Dioscoreales; Dioscoreaceae. Gene Ontology annotation, molecular function: clathrin binding; phospholipid binding.
AUCGCCAAACAUCGCUCUUUGUACUCACCCGCCACAUCAAAUCUCGUCCGUCAAUUAAAGCCUUCUUUAAAUCCAAGAAAAAUCACCAGCCCUACGAUCUCCAUCAACAUCCCCUCCAAGGCCCCCGAUUCUCCUCAUUUGAGAUCCAAAUCCCAACUCGCUUCCUCUUCGAUCUCUCGAUCUCUCGAGGAGGAGUUGGGAGCUGAAUCUCUCUCUCCGCGGCCAUGGAUUUCAUGAAGGUUUUUGAUCAAACCGUGCGAGAUAUUAAGAGGGAGGUGAAUCUCAAGGUUCUCAAGGUUCCGGAGAUUGAGCAGAAGGUUCUUGAUGCGACGAGUAAUGAGCCUUGGGGUCCUCAUGGAUCUGAUCUGUUGGAGAUUGCGCGGAAUAGCAAAAAAUACACUGAAUGCCAGAUGAUUAUGAAUGUACUUUGGACGAGGUUGAAUGAUACUGGCGCGAAUUGGCGCCAUGUUUACAAGGCAUUGGCUGUUAUUGAGUACCUGAUAGCAAAUGGUUCGGAUCGUGCAGUUGAUGACAUCCUUGAACAUAGCUCUAAAAUUGCUUCGGUGUCGAGUUUUGAGUAUAUGGAGCCUAAUGGAAAGGAUUCAGGCAUCAAUGUUAGGAAGAAGGCGGAAACCAUUUUAGGUCUUUUGAGAGACAAGGAUAAAAUCCAACAAGCAAGAACUAAAGCUUCAGCUAAUCGUGAUAAGUAUGUUGGGCUGUCCUCGACGGGGAUAACAUAUAAAUCUAGUGCUUCCUCAUAUGGUGGCGGCGGCUUUGAGAGUGGUGGUUAUGGGAGCUUUGGCAAUCGAAAAGAGGGCGACUCAUUUAGAGAUGGUUAUAAAGAUGAAGAAUACGCUGGAGAUGGAGCUGAUGUGAGUCGUGGUAGCAAAGGUGGCUUUAGUAAGUCAACAGGAAGUUCUUCUAAUGGAAGUGAAGGCUACAAGUCAAAGAAGGCAUUCAACCAUGGUGUCAGUGCCGCAAAGUCAUUGAGUAAGCCUAGUGCGGAUGCUUCUAAAUCCUCUGCUGCAGAAUUAGAGAAUGUUCAUGAUGAUUUUGAUGAUUUUGAUCCCCGUGGGUCUUCUACCACCGUAUCCGCUGCCGCUAAGGCUAACCAAGUGGACUUGUUUGGAGAAAGCUUACUGGUUGAUCUCAUGGAUGCACCGACAUCUGUUUCCACUGAGUCAACUACCACAAACCAUGCUGUGCCAUCUGAAACUGAUCUCUUUGCUGAUGCAGCAUUUGUAUCAGCCUCGCCUCAGAAAGAAGCUACUCAAAGAUCUUCCCCUUUGGCAUCUGAAACUGAUCUUUUUGCUGAUGCUGCAUUUGUGUCAGCCUCAUCUCAAACAGAAACAGCUACAAAUUCUCAUUCUCAGGGAAAUGUUGAUCUCUUUGCCGGUCAACCUGCCUUUCCUUCUAAUUUUGACUUCUUUGCAGCAUCAGUUCCGCCUUCGCACUCUGAAACAAAUUCCUCCAAACCAGAUUCUACAAACAACAAUAUUUUUGAUCCUUUUGCUGCAGUUCCCUUAAACAAUUUUGAAGGAUCUGAUCCAUUUGGUGAUUUUGCUUCUCAUUCUGAUCCCGUGAGCAAAGAAUCUUCAGACAAGUCUAUGAACAACUCAAACACCCUCGACAAGCUUUCAUCAGUGGCAUCAUCCCAGCUGGCACCCAAGAAGGAUACCUUUCAAGUUAAAUCUGGCAUAUGGGCGGACUCCUUAAGUCGUGGACUCAUUGACCUGAACAUAACCGCCCCCAAGAAAACUUCUCUCGCCGAUGUGGGGGUUGUAGGGGGACUCGACUUUGAUGAGAAGGAGAAAGGACCUGCUGCAUCAUCUUACAAUUACAUGGGCAGAGCCAUGGGAGUAGGAUCAAGUGUUGGUUGGACCCCUGGGUUCUCUUCAUCCACAAUGGGAGUUAGUGGAAAUGUUCCUGCUUUUAACCAACAACAAUUUGGGAAUUUCAAGUAAGCUUUUCCCCUUGUCUGGAUUCAAUCAUUUUUUAUUUUUUAAGGUCGGAUGUUGCCAGGCAGUUGGCAUUACUAUUGAAUCUGAUUUGUUUCCAUUCUUUUGAGGUUGAUGUGUGUUGCUCAUUAGUAUUGUUCUAAAUACACAUAUCAUUAUCAUUGUUCUACUCAUGUAUGGCCCCUUAAUUCUCUGAUGAGGAUGGUUAUUAAUUAUAUACAUUUUGAGUGCUUA